Messenger RNA from Hemibagrus wyckioides, 6556 nucleotides. Its product is annotated as putative C-type lectin domain family 20 member A. NCBI's taxonomy places the organism in Eukaryota, Metazoa, Chordata, Actinopteri, Siluriformes, Bagridae. Bases 3976 to 4923 code for a protein of 315 amino acids. The record is from RefSeq and is a predicted model, not a curated record. The transcript is spliced from 7 exons.
GUUUUUCCAUUAUUUGUUGCUAUGGAAACUUGAAUAUAGGGAAUAGGGGUAAGUUGAACAGUAUAGUUAAGAUGUGCAGUAAGAUAGUGAGGUCUUUUAAAGAAAUUUUCUAGACAAGAAGCCCCCCCUUUUGCUAAAUAUGUACAAUGAAUCAUUAGAUCUCACUUGCCUUCCCCAAACUCUGCGAGAAGCUUCAAUAUCAUUCAUUCUGAAAAAGGGAAAAGAUCCCCAUAUGUGUAGUUCAUAUCGCUCAAUAUCUCUUUUAAAUGUUGAUGUAAAAAUUCUAGCCAAAAUUCUUGCUUGACGAUUAGAAACAGUUCUUCCUAGUAUUAUCUCCAGUGACCAAACAGAAAAAGCCUUUGACAGGGUGGAGUGGGACUACUUAUUCCACACUCUUCAGAUGUUUGGUUUUGGAGCGAGUUUUAUAUUUUGGGUCAAGCUAUUGUACAAAGCCCCACUUGCCUCUGUUCGUACCAACAAUAAUCUGCAUAUUUCCAGGUUAAUCGAGGCACAAGACAGGGUUGUCCUGUCACCUCUUUUGUUUGCAGUCGUAGUAGAGCCUUUGGCCAUUGCUCUGCACCAACAUUUAAAAAUAGCUGGUAUAACCAGAGGAGGACGAGAGCACAAAGUUUCUCUGUAUGCGGACGACUUGAUUUUAUAUAUUUCUGACGCGUCUAAAUCCUUACCUCAUGUCCUCAAAAUAUUUGAUGAGUUCGGAAGGCUCUCUGGCUAUAAAUUGAAUUUACAGAAGAGCGAAAUGUUUCCUAACAAUAAUGCUGCCCGGGAGCUCUCUACCUCUUCUUUCCCUUUCAAAGUUUCGUACUCAUUUACAUAUCUUGGAAUACGUGUACUUAGUACAUUUUCGAAACUUUUUACUGAGAAUUUCCUUUAUUUAUUGGAACGAGUUGAACAGGAUCUAAAGCGCUGGGCCCUGCUCCCAUUAUCAGUCGCAGGUCGAAUAAAUUCUAUCAAAAUGAAUGUGCUGCCUAAGUUUAGCUAUCUAUUUCAGUAUCCCAGUAUUUAUUCCCAACUCAUUUUUUCAUAAGCUGGAUAGCGCUCUCACCUCAUUUAUAUGGAAUGGAAAACCUGCUAGAAUGAGUAAAAGUCUUCUGCAACAUCCUAAAUCACUGGGUGGAAUGUCUUUGCCUAAUUUUCAGUGUUAUUACUGGGCCUCAAAUAUUCACCCUAUAAUGCACUGGCUAUAUGGAGAUCCUGGGGCUGACGCCCUAUCAUGGAUAGUGUGGAAUAAAAAUUCUACUGUACUCACUACUAAAAUCUGACUCCAGCUCCACACUGACCCAACAGCUCAGUCUAAGUGAGACUCAUAGUUAGUAAGGCCUCAAAACUAAAUAAGCCAAUCAAGCAGACUAGAUGAAUGCAGAUAAGAGAUUUUAUUUUGUAAUCAGCGCUGACACAAGAAUUGAGAUGCUCACGCAUGAACGUCCCAACAACCUCUUCCCGGGGAACUCCAACUACAGCCUUUAUAUACAUUUCCCUUAUCUUCCCAAUGCAACACGUCACUGGUUCUUUGCCUAGACAAUCCCACCCAUCUUUCUUUUUUAGACCUUUUAGACUCUUUUUUACACCAUUAUCUUUGAAUUUACAACUUUUCAAAUACCAUUAUAAUUAAACUUCCCUAAAUCAUUAUAUUAAAAAUUGGGCGUUUCCGCCCCCACCAGUGGGAUUGUCUUCGGCCUCACUCUCUCCAACACCUCAUUCUUCUUCAGGAGACAGCAUGGGUAAGUUCUCAGUCCUUCAGGGGCCAACACCCUUUCUUUUAUUACACUCUACACUUCACGGCUUUUCUGAUUUAUCCGCUGUCUUCUACGUAUGUACUCUAGAUAUUUCACCUGGUACCACCAUUGCCAUCCAGCACGCGCUGCGUUUACUUCAUGAUGAGAUCACUGCCGCUCAAGGUACCAGUGGAGCGAAGAUUGACCAUAAUAAUCUAGGGUACGUCUCUGCCAUUGAUUGGUCCAAGUUUGGAAAGCCUGGUACCGCAGAGAAAGCCUGCCAGACUGACAUCAUUGAUACAACUAUUUGUUCUUCAAAGCCCUUGCAGCCUGUGUGCAAGGCCCGUGACAGGCCAACAUGCCGUGUUAAACCUUAUAUUGUUCUUAAGCUCAAACGACCUAACGAAUAAACCUUACCUGAGAACUCACUCCUGCUGUCCCCUGAUUAUUUCACACUACAUCAAACACACACCUCAUACAUAUGUCCUCAUUUUACAAAAUUAUCUCCCACAAUAGCCAUAGAAUCUGCCUCAUGUUUGCUUUCUUCCCUAGUAGCUUUAAUCUACACUCCCCUUUCUUUUCCCUGCGACAAGUUUACUAAAAACCUGCUUGUAAGAUCUACACUUAAAAUCUGGAAACAGAUAAGACGUCAUUUCGGAUGGCUAACUAUGUCCCCCAAAUCUCCUAUUCAUUCUAAUCCUGUCCUCAGUCCUUCAGUGAUUGAUAAGUCUUUUGCAUCUUGGCAUGCUAAGGGCAUUAGGGAAAUUAAUGAUUUGUACGAUGAGGGUGCUUUUUGUUCAUUUCAGCAGAUGUGCGAGCAGUUUAAUUUUCCUAAGAACAAUUUUUUCCGCUACCUCCAAAUUCUAACUUUGUGUGUAAAAUGUUCCCUCAUUUCCCUGCUCUGCCUCCAUGUUCUCCAUUUGAUAAUUUACCAGAGGACCCUCCAAGAUGGAAAGGCAUCAUAUCGAUACUUUACUGUAAAAUUUUGGCGCCACUCUAUACAUCCCUCUCCCAAACAAAAGCUUUUUGGGAAGAUGACUUAGGAAUGGUUAUCCCUGAUGAGAACUGGGAAUCAGUCUUAUAUAGAAUACACAAGUCUUCAGUCUGUGCAAGACAUGGACUUCUGCAGUGCAAAGUUGUACAUCAAGUACACUGGACAAAGCUGAAAUUAUCUAAGCACUUUCAGCAUAUAGAUCCUGCUUGUGAUCGCUGUAGGUUUAUCCCAGCCUCUCAUGCACACAUGUUUUGUUCCUGUAUAAAGCUUAGAGGCUUCUGGUCCACUGUUUUUGAAACUGUCUCUGGUUUUUUAGGUAAAUCAAUCUCUCCUUGCCCAUUGAUAACCAUUUUUGGAAUAACUCCUGUAUCGUUUAAUCUUACAAAGAUAUAGUCUGACUGUAUAACUUUUAUCAUGCUUUUUAGCCAAAUGACUAAUAUUGCUGAAGUGGAAGGAUCAGAGGCCUCCAACUACAACACAAUGGAUUCGUGAUGUCCUCUUUUUCCUAAAGUUGGAGAAAAUCAAACAUUCUAUAAGAGGCUCAUCUCGCCAGUUUAAUAAAGCUUGGGGCCCUUUCAAGAAAUAUGUCAGGGAACAUGUUUCAUUGUCGGACAUAGACUGAAUCUUAGUUCUAGCAUUUUUUUUGGUGUUGUUUUUCUUCAUCAGUUAAACUCCAUUGUAUCAAACUGAUUGUGCAUUUUCAGUGUUUUCCCAAGCCACACCUGUCUUGCUUUUUUGUUUCCUUUUUGUUUUUAGUUUGUUUUUUUGUUUUUGUAAUUUUGUCUUAAAAUUCAUGAAUAAAGUAUGAAAAAAAAUUGACUUAUUAUAAAUGUGUGUUGUGUUGCUGCUGUAUGUCUGUAUGUGUACUGCUGUCUACAGAAAGAAUUGCCUUUAAAGGACAAUAAAAUAAAGUAAGUGGCAUGACCAGCAGAUCAGUUUUGCUGGGAUUGAGUUUCAGUUGAUGGGCCUCAUCAACGAUGAGAUGUCCACCAGACAAGGCAAGAUCCAAGCAGAAGCCGUGGUAUCUGAGGGAGGGAAGGAGAAGAUUCUUGAGUCCGUCAUAGGAACAUGAUCUACUGAUAUAAACUGAUUCCGCUGGGCCUGAGGAUUCCGCUGGCCCUGAGGACGAAUGAGCUAUAACUCUGAGGAAGCUUUUCAGAAGGUCAGAUGCUGACAGUGAAGACAAACGUUUAGGAGAGCUGUCUAAUAACAACAACAACAACAACAGGCUACAGCUACUUGUACAUAAUGAAGCUGAAUCUUCAACUCCUUUAUCUUAUUGGUAUUGUUCCAGUCACCAUGUCUAUCCUCUUGGCCCCAAUCCUGAUCAAGCAAUCCAUGACAUGGACAGAUGCACAGAAAUACUGCAGGAGUGCACACUUUGACUUGGCUCUGUGUAAAACUGCAAACGAUUUUGUGAUGCUACGAAGCAUUUUAGCAAAACAAAGCAUAACAGGGCUUUUCUGGCUUGGACUGUACAAUGACUUUGACACCUGGCGCUGGUCCCAGAAUGAUCUCCCGUUGAAGAAUAUAACACUAAGAAGGUGGGGCAGUGGAGAGCCUAAUAACUUGUAUGGGCAUGAGUCGUGUGCUGCAAUAGACCAAAAAGGGCUGUGGUGGGAUACGGUGUGCACAGGUCCAAAAACCUUCAUAUGCUAUGAUGCUACUGGUGUGAACAAGUUUGUUGGUGUCCCUACUCUGAUGACUUGGGUUGAUGCUCAGAGUUACUGUAGACAACAUUAUACAGACCUGGCCAGUGCCUUUGACCUCUCAGAUAACAACCUGCUACAGCAAGUGGCAACAACCCUGGGGUUUUCUUGGUUCGGUUUAUUCAGGGAUGAAUGGAAAUGGGUAGAUGGGACCCAAGUGGACAAACUCUUGUGGCAAUCCCCACUGCCUGAUAAUGCAGAUCCCCAGGAAAACUGUGGGCUAUUAAACAGUGGAAAAAUUGCUGAUAGAAAGUGCACCAACCUGUACUAUUUCUUCUGUGACACUGUGGUACAGAUGAAACACAUAGUGAAAGUGCAGCUGAAGGCUGAUGAGAGUCUGCUGGAUCCUGCUGUGAACUCGGCCAUUUUAGAGAAGAUCAAAGAGAAACUGGGUGCAAAUUUUACUGUGUCCUGGAGGCAUCAACCAAAUGGAAAGAUCUUCCAGAAAAAAAAAUCCAGCAUGACAGGUGCAUGUGAUCAGGUUUAAAAAAGUUCUUUUGUAGACUUUUAAAUUGUGAGGAACUAGAGAACUCCCAGUGGACGUCAUAUUUGCAUAUUCAUAUACAGUUCUACUCAAAAGUUUGCAUACCUGGCAAGACAAAAUUUUUUAAAUAAAACAUGAGUGAGAAGGCAAAACAAAUUUAUUUUAUUUCUUAUAGGACUCAAGUUCAUAUGUAAGGCCUAACAGAAUGGCACAAUCUUCAAACAAAACAAGACAAUAAAGAAAAUGAGGAAAUAAUGUUCAAAAGUUUUCAUACCUUUAGUUUUUAAUAUGGUGUAUUGCCCCCUUUGGCAUCAAUGAUGGCAUGCAGUCUCUUGUAAAAAAUGUGCAUGAGGUCCUUAAUUCUCUCAGGUGGUAGAGCUGCCCAUUCUUCUUGGCAAAAUGCCUCCAGUUUCUUUGGUUGUAAAAUUCUUUGGUUGUCUUGCACAAACUGCAUGUUUGAGAUCUCGCCAAAGACGCUCAAUGACAUUGAGGUCAGGAGACUGAUGGCCACUCCAGAACUUUCACCUUUUUUGCUGUUGCCAUUGGAGGGUCAAUUUGGCCUUGUGCUUUGGAUCAAUGUUGAAACAUCCCAAGAGAGUCCCAUGUGCAGCUUUCGUGCUGUAGAAUGCAAAUUAUCAGCAGUAUUCUCUGAUAACAUGCUGCAUUCAUCGUCCCUGUACCACUGGAGCUCACACAGCCCCAAAACAUAAGAGAUCCCCCAGCAUGCUUUACAGUGGGGAUGGUGUACUUUUCAUUGUAGGCCUUGUUGACUCCUCUCCAAACAUGGUGUUUAUGGUUGUGACUGUAAAGUUCAAUUUUGGUCUCAUCACUCCAAAUGACUCUGCUCCAGAAGCUGUGAGGGGUGUCUAGAUUCUGUCUGGCAUACUGAAAGCCGGCCUUUUUGCGGCAUGGGCGCAGUAACAGCUUUAUCCUAGCAACUCAACUAUGCAGAUCAUUUGUGUUCAAGUACCUCCUUAUUGUUCUCCUUGAAACAACAACACUUUUUUCCAGAGCAGCCUGUAUUUUUCUCCAAGUUGUUUGUGAACAAUUCUCCUGGCAGUACUGGUUGAAAUCUUUCUUGGUCUACCUGACUGUGUCUUAGUAUCAACAGAACCUCUUAUUUUCCACCUCUUUAUCAGAGUUUGAACAGUACUGACUGGUAUUUUCAAUUAUUGAGAUAUCUUUUUAUAUCCUUUUCCUGCUUUAUAAAGUUCAACUACUUCAUUACGCAGGUCCAUUGGCACUUCUUUUGUCUUCCCCAUGGUGAAAUAUCCAGCCAAGUCAGUGCAUCACCUCAUGAGCUGAGAAACUCUCAGACUAUUUACGUACAGACACUAAUUACAAUUACAGUGAAUUACAGGUGUGGAAACUUCCAUUUAAUAGUCAUUUAAUCCUCUGUGUGUCAACCUGUGUGUUUAUAAUGUGGCCAAACAUUCAAGGAUAUGUAAAAUUUUGAUCAGGGUUGAUUUCAGUUAUCAUUAGGUUUUUAAAAGGAGUCAAACUGUGAUAAUUACUGACUUCACAUGACCACUAUCCUUAAAUAAGAAAAAAUAUUUUGCAUUAUGAGUCAUAUUUUCUGAAAUAAAUGGCAAUGUUUAACAAAUUCUUUCAGGGUAUGCAAAAGUUUGAGCCGAAC